AUGCCGCAUUCGCCAGCACUUCCAUCUUUGGCAAACCUGAGCACAGACACUCAUAAGGAUGCUCUUUCUACUGAAAAAAGCUGCGCCAGCGUGGGUAUGGACUGGUCCUUCAUGGAGACCAGGCUGAAGCACGCAUCCGCCCUUAAGAAGUAUAUGCAAGCCCUACGUCAUCCUCUUCACCGUUUCUCUCCCCUUCAGUAUCCGGUGGUAAUUGACGCCGACUUUCUUUCCUUGUACUCACAGCAUGCCGGCGUGGGUCUUUCAACGGAUCAGCAGCAGCGUUCACGUCCACUCCCUGCCUUCUCCAAGCUGCGGUACAGAGCAUCCGACGCACCUGUGGACGGAGGAAACAGCAUGAGCAGAGGGCUAGGAACCGGCCCCUCCGUACCAUGGCGCACAGUACCUCCCGUACUCCCCCCAGACCAGCUGAGCGCGGCAAUGGCCACUGCGGACUUUGGUAAGGUUUUGGGCUAUUUUCGCUUGACAGCGGCUUCCAUAGUGCGUUGGUGUGUGGUGUACGGACAGCUCAUCUUUCUCUCAGACGCGAUCCCAGCAGACAGAAACUCAAUGAAACAGUCUCUUGAGGACGGAGGGAGCCUCCUGGUGUCUCCGGGAGGCAUUGCGGAAAUAUACGAGACGAAUCCGACAGAGGAACGCCUUCACCUACAGGACCGAGUGGGUAUUGUUCGUCUCGCAAUGCAAACAGGGGCGCGGUUGGUGCCGGUCUACUGUUUUGGCAACAGCCAAGCCUACCGCCUCCCCUGGGGUAUCCGAUUCCUCCAGCCAUUUGCCAGGCUGAUGCGCACUGCGCUCAUUACCUUCUACGGCCGCUUUGGCCUCCCUGUAGCGUUUCGCGUGCCCCUGCUUUACGCAAUAGGGCGACCCCUGCAAAUCCCUCAAGUGGAUCAACCCUCAAGAGAAGAUAUUGCUUCCGGUCACCAUCUCCUCGUGGAAGAAGUUAGACGCAUCUUUGACACCUAUAAGGGGCUUUACGGAUGGAGGAACAAGCAGCUAGAAAUCCUCUGA
This is a messenger RNA of Cyclospora cayetanensis, 1026 nucleotides long. RefSeq names its product diacylglycerol O-acyltransferase 2-like protein 6. Gene Ontology annotation, biological process: triglyceride biosynthetic process. The transcript is spliced from 7 exons. NCBI's taxonomy places the organism in Eukaryota, Apicomplexa, Conoidasida, Eucoccidiorida, Eimeriidae. The record is from RefSeq and is a predicted model, not a curated record. Gene Ontology annotation, cellular component: endoplasmic reticulum membrane. Bases 1 to 1026 code for a protein of 341 amino acids. Gene Ontology annotation, molecular function: diacylglycerol O-acyltransferase activity.